AUGGACGUGUCGAACGCGCGCCCAAUUGCUAUAUUGGCUGGGUACCUUCUGGCUUGCGCGAUAUUAGCAGUAAUAAGCAUCAGUACCAUCUACCGCCAGGCUGUGUCUUCAAAAGCUGCAUCGCGUCGUCGUUAUGCAAUCAUCGUCUUCAGCGCUUUGGCUGCUUUGAGCCUUGCUACCACCUGGUACCACAUGUUUUGUUUCUUCAAAUGGUCUUAUCAGCAAUGGGAAUCUACGCGUCUUGACAAGCUUGACGAUGAGCUUCACCUUGGAGAAUGGCUGCGGGACACCAAGCUUUUCAAGCAGGCUUGGGUAUCAACUCUGGAGCAGCCUCAAAGAGUUUUCUGGUCGCUGCAGAUAUUUGCCUUCUGCGCGAAUUGGAGCGUGACGCUGGCAUGGCAAGAUACGAAAAGAAGGAUCCCCCAUCUUUGGAUCUUUAUGCUCCUGGGUCAAAUUGUAGCUAUUUCUUUUGCUGCGAACUUGUCUUUCUUGGCAUUUCUUGUUUUCGAGGAUCCGAAUACGUCAACCAUUACCUUUGAGCAGGAGAGGACCGUAUCAUCAUCCUCCUCAACCAAGAGCCACUCACUACUACGCAAAUCAUGGCUUACAGUCCUAGCAGUUACAGUAGGCUGCGCCGUCGCCAUCCCAAGCAGUCUUGAUCACCCCAAAUUCAUGUAUCUUCUCCUCGCUCCUCACGUUCUGGCCUUUGUGCCUCUACUCAUGAACAAACUCAUUGGUAGUCGAGAACCCGUGGUGAUGGAUGAACAACCACCACCAAGUCAUCGGUCUGGUGUCAGGGCCAUUAUUGUUGGAAUCUGCGUUUAUUACUUACUCACUCCAGAAGGAAGUUCCUUGGGAGAUGCCACGAGAGCUCUCUAUGAGCAUCCAGCUGUAAGCAGUGUUGGGUGGGAUGUCAUUUGCUGUUGGAUUAGCUUCUCUGCUUGGCACCUUGUUGGAUGGGCUGAUGACUACGAGAAGAAAUAUGGCUUCCGCCCUGUUACUGUUGGGCCAGUUGAAGAGUAA
Molecule: messenger RNA, 1023 nt
Organism: Fusarium poae
Lineage: Eukaryota; Fungi; Ascomycota; Sordariomycetes; Hypocreales; Nectriaceae
Exons: 2
Coding region: 1-1023 (340 amino acids)
Source: RefSeq, a predicted model, not a curated record